CAAAAUUUAUAAGCUCAACACCUUCAUAAUCAUCAUACAAACCACAGAUCAACUCUACACCUGUUCGCCGAUAUUAUUCCGACGACGUCGUUCUCCUCCGGUGAAUAACCAUUUGCUGCUAUUAGUUAUCUGGUUGUCGUUAUCAUGAAACCAGAAUAUGCAGGAACAAUGAACGAAUUGGAUGAGAUGCUUCUUAAAGCGGCAGGAGUAAACAACCCGGAUUCCCCACCGCCAUCUAGGAGACGGCGUAAGGGCUCGUAUUCCGAUGAUGGAAGUGAUUCAAGAGAUGACGAGUCGGAUGAUGACCGUGGGUAUGCUGGCAGGAAGCCUUCCGGUUCUCAAGUUCCGUUGAAGAAAAGACUGGACCCCACAGAACGAGACGAUGAACAUAGCAGCAGCCGUGAAGAUGAUGAAGACGGUGAUGAUGAUGAUAGGUAUGAUCGUGAGGGUGACAGUGAUGAUGACUCUGUUGGAAGUGAUCUUUACAAAAACGAAGAAGAUAGAAAACGGCUCGCAAAGAUGUCGGAGCUUGAACGAGAGAUGAUACUCGCUGACCGUGCAACUAAGAGAAACGAUAAAGAUUUGAAAAACACUCUAAAGGAUAAGAAACAGAAAGAAAAGUCGAAUCAAUCAAGAAAAGACAAUCCUCCACCACAUACAGCUAAGCUCCGUUCUUCUGCUCGGUUAGACCGUGCGGAUAAAAAAGACGGUGCGUUGAAUCAACUACGCAACAAGAAAAUGCAACGUCAGCAAGAUCCAGAGUCUCGUUGGAAGCGUAAAGAUACCGACUCCAUAGGCAAACAGAAGGGCUUCACAGGUGCUUUAAGCACCGCAAGUCGUAGCGUUAGUGGGUCCCAGAGUGAAGAUGAAGAUUCAGUACGCGAAACGGGCGAUACGGAUGAUGAAAAUGUGUCAGAUUCGUCAACCCUUACGUACGAGGAUGUGAAGGGAAUUACGAUAAGACGGUCGAAAUUGGCAAAAUGGUUUAUGGAGCCUUUCUUUGAGGAGUUGAUUAUCGGUUGCUUUGUGAGGGUUGGUAUCGGAAAGUCGAAAUCGGGCCCGAUUUACCGGCUCUGUAUAGUUAGAAACGUGGAUGCAGCUGAUCCCGACCGACAAUACAAGUUGGAAAACAAGAUGACUCAUAAAUAUCUGAAUGUUGUCUGGGGAAACGAAAGUUCUGCUGCCAGGUGGCAGAUGGCUAUGAUAUCAGACUCGCCACCAGUCAAAGAAGAGUUUGACCAACUACUUCGAGAGGUUGACCGGCACGGUGGAAGGAUGCCUAGUAAACAAGAGGUGUUGGAAAAACGAGAAGCCAUUGAAAAAACCAACUCGUUCGUCUACUCUGCGGAAACCGUGAAGCAAAUGUUACAGGAGAAAAAGUCAACCAUAAGAAGACCAUUAAACGUUGCGGCUGAGAAAGACCGGUUAAGGAGAGACAUGGAAUUCGCUCAAAUGAAACACGAUGAGGCGGAAGUUGAGAAGAUUAAAGCAAGACUUCAAGAACUAGAAGCUUCUCGUCAAGGUCAAGAGAAAGAUAAGAAGGCAAUAAGACUCGCGGAAAUGAAUAGAAAGAAUCGCGUCGAGAACUUCAAGAAUGCUUCUGAAAUGAAGCCCGUGAAUACGGGUCUGAAGGCUGGUGAAGCGGGUUACGACCCGUUUUCAAGAAGGUGGACUCGGUCCAGGAAUUACUAUGUUUCGAAGCCCGGUGAAACCGCUGCAGGUGAAGCCAAUGGCGGGGACGCGCAAACGGCUGCAGGAGUGGGUCCUAAAGCGGGCCUUGUGGCUACUGCGGCUGCACUGGAAGCUGCAGCCGAUGCGGGGAAGUUGGUGGAUACUAAUGCUCCUGUGGAUCAAGGGACCGAGUCAAACAUGUUGCAUGAUUUUGACCUGCCGAUUUCGUUGGCGUCACUUCAGAAGUUUGGUGGGGCCCACGGAGUCCAGGCGGGGUUCAUGGCUCGGAAACAGAGGAUAGAAGCAACAGUUGGGUGCCAGGUCCCUGAGAACGAUGGAAGGAGGCAUGCGUUGACCCUGUCGGUUAGCGACUAUAAGAGACGUAGAGGUUUGCUUUAGAAUGUGAUGAUGCGAAAAGCUCUUGAUGGAACGGAUGGGGUUUUUGUUACAAGUAGUUUUGCAGCUACUGUUUAAAGACGGUAUUUAUGCUUUCCUUAUGUGUUUUGAAAAAUUACUAGUGUUUUAGCAACUCCUAUUAAAGUUUGAUAUAUGUUACCAGAAGUUGAAAUGAUUCU
Helianthus annuus (common sunflower) is the source of this 2246-nucleotide messenger RNA. Its product is annotated as protein RTF1 homolog. Gene Ontology annotation, cellular component: Cdc73/Paf1 complex. Lineage: Eukaryota; Viridiplantae; Streptophyta; Magnoliopsida; Asterales; Asteraceae. The record is from RefSeq and is a predicted model, not a curated record. The transcript is spliced from 2 exons. Bases 145 to 2070 code for a protein of 641 amino acids. Gene Ontology annotation, molecular function: RNA polymerase II C-terminal domain phosphoserine binding; DNA binding.